AUGAAUUACACGGAUAUAAUAACGGAAAUUACAACCGAGUUAAUAUCGACGACGGAUUAUGUACCGUCUUCGGAAUAUUUGUCGUCUACGGACUUUUUGAAGACCACAGAUGUUAUGUUUACUACUGAUUUAAUUGAAGCGAGCACUUUGCCACCAGAAACCGGUGUUAGGGAGUGGCUGUUGAAUCUAGUGGUUAAGAAUGCAGCCGUCAAAGGUAGCUUUUGGCAGGGCUUCCUCGCGUCGCUCUCUGUGGUCAUCGUCUCGGAGCUCGCUGAUAAGACGUUCUUCAUUGCCGCCAUAAUGGCAAUGAAGCACUCGAGAAUUAUCGUGUUUAGCGGCGCUAUUUCCGCCUUAGUGUUCAUGACGGUGCUGUCAGCGGCCUUUGGAUGGGUCGCGACUGUGGUGCCGAGGGUGUAUACCCAUUAUAUCAGUGCGGCGCUGUUCGCGAUAUUUGGGUUGAAAAUGUUGAGGGACGGAUGGAAAAUGGAUCCCAGCGAAGGUCAAGAGGAAUUGGACGAAGUGCAGACCGAGCUGAAGAGGAGGGAAGAACAGGAAGACAAAGAAGAGACAGUAGAGAUGCUAGAACAGGGUCAAGCGGAAACGAAACGAAGAAAACGUAAUGCUGUACUGAAAGUGUUGCUGCAAGCAGCCACACUCACCUUUUUGGCUGAAUGGGGAGAUCGGUCGCAGCUGGCCACUGUUGUGUUGGCAACAAGAGAAGACGUCUUCGGUGUUGUCGUGGGGGGAUCGUUAGGCCACGCCCUGUGCACUGGGUUGGCUGUAAUUGGCGGGAGAAUGGUGGCGCAGAAGAUCUCUGUGCGAACUGUUACCAUUAUUGGCGGUCUAGUGUUCCUAUUCUUCGCGGUCAGCGCUCUAAUAAUGGGGCCUGGUGAAUAG
Molecule: messenger RNA, 897 nt
Organism: Leptosia nina
Lineage: Eukaryota; Metazoa; Arthropoda; Insecta; Lepidoptera; Pieridae
Source: the annotation of a GenBank genome assembly